Molecule: messenger RNA, 2184 nt
Organism: Amborella trichopoda
Lineage: Eukaryota; Viridiplantae; Streptophyta; Magnoliopsida; Amborellales; Amborellaceae
Product: hydroxyproline-rich glycoprotein family protein
Source: RefSeq, a predicted model, not a curated record
CUCUUCACUCAUGUUCAACUGAUGGUGCUUUUUUACCUCUUCGUCUCGCUUAUUCUUAUGUUUCUUAUUCAUAAUCCUUGUCUAUCCCCUGUAGUUUCUGCCUUCUUUUUUAUCUUUCCGCCUUCUUUUUUAUAUUUUUACUGCAAUUUUAAGCAUUUUAUAGAGUCCUUUUUCCCAUCUGAUAAAUGAAUUGCCACCAUUUCUCCCUUUAAUUUGAUGAAAAGUUAGGACUUUUCUUAUUUUUUUCUUUGAUAAAUUUGAAAUUUGUUCACAUUACAAGGAACCAGCUGAAUACGGUGCAUCAUAUUGCUUUUAACAUGGCAAGAGGAUAUUACUCCCGAAAAUUUGGGUACAUGGGGCAUGUAAGACUUGAGAGAAAGGAGUAAGAAAUCUUUGAUCAUCAACUUAACCUGAAAUACAUCAACGAUGAGAGGCAUAGGGAGAAUUACACACCAUACAAGCAAAGCCUCAUCUCUUCUGCCCCAAUCGUCUCUGUUUUCGACAUUUGCAGGUGGUCGAGGAAGGGGAAGGGGUGGAAGUGGCUAUGAAACCCCACCUUCCCAACUAUCUGAAGCAAUAGGACACACUGGAGAGGAAGAAGAGGAAGAAAGAGGAAAAGUAAGCAAAUUCCCUUCUCCUGGUAUUGGCCAUGGUAGAGGCCAGCCCAUUCAAACAACCCCCAUCCUCCCUUCCUUUGCACCAUGGAUGUCAGGUCCGGUUCCUGGUACUGGUAGAGGGCGCCCUUCUUCUCCACUACCCCCUCAAUUGGACCAUAGCCCAAACCAACAAGAACCCCCAUCUCGAAAACCGAUAUUUUUUAAGCGAGAUGAGAUUGAAGGCACUGAUGAAGGGAGGGUCCAAGCUCAAAAUUUACCUCCAACUGAGUCUCCUCUCCCUAGAAGCAUUUCCCCUGCUCCUAUUGAGGGUUUUGGUCGUGGAAAACCUACUAGUCCUCUACUCUCUCAUGGUAUCGAAGAGGAGGAGAAUCGACAUAUUCGUCGAAGAUCGCCGCCACCCGAAAGAGCAGGGCAAGCUUCAAGGGGGAGAGCAAGCAAUGAGCGAAAGCUCAGCUCUGAGGAGGCUGUAAGGAAUGCUAAGGAUAUAUUGUCAAGAGGAGAAGGAAGAGGGGGUCGAGGACUAAGGGGUGGUCGCGGACUAAGGGGUGGUCGCGGUCGAGGCGGGGUUUGGGCAGGUAGAGGUAGACAAGGUAGGGGGGCAAGGUAUCAAGAUAGACGUGAAGAUGACAGUGUUGGGCUUUACCUUGGGGAUGAUGCAGAUGGAGAGAAGCUGGUUAAGAGGCUUGGCGAAGAGAAUGUGAACCAGAUUUUUGAGGCGUUUGAUGAGAUGAGUGGCAGGGUACUCCCUUCACCAAUGGAAGAGGCAUAUUUGGAUGCUCUUCAUACCAAUUGCCUGAUAGAGUUUGAACCAGAGUAUCAUAUGGAGGAGUUCGGUACAAACCCUGACAUUGAUGAGAAGCCUCCAAUUCCUCUUUGUGAUGCACUUGAGAAAAUAAAGCCUUUCAUCAUGACAUAUGAGGGGAUACAAAAUCAAGAGGAAUGGGAGGAAGUUGUAAAAGAAACCAUGGACAAAGUCCCAUAUCUCAAGGAGCUUGUUGAUAUUUAUAGUGGUCCUGAUAGAGUGACUGCUCGACAGCAACAGCAGGAACUGGAAAGAGUUGCAAGCACUCUUCCUGAGAACGUCCCUUCUUCUGUUAAAAACUUUACCAAUCGUGCUGUUCUCUCUCUUCAGAGCAAUCCUGGUUGGGGGUGGGACAAGAAAUGCCAGUUCAUGGAUAAGCUUGUAUGGCAGGUCUCUCAAGAUUACAAAUCGGCACCUAGGUGAAAGGGGCCUCUUAUUUUAUUCGAUUCUGAGAUAAGUCCUCUCUAUAUAUGUUGAGCAAUUUUUGCCCCUUGUUUCCAGUUAAUAUUUGACUGCACGAUGCAUUUCAUGGGAAUAGAAAUUGUGGAAAUGGAAAAAAGAAGCAGCCAUACGGGAGAUGUUUGAUGGAUUGUAGCCAUGAGAGAGAGAGAGAGAGAGAGAGCAUACACUUAUGAUCAUGUUUACUUAUUUCUUUUUGUUUUGUAGAAGAAGCUUAGUCAUCCUUGUAGUCAUGUACUUGAUCUUCAUUUCAAGAAUUGCGGUCGUCAUUACUUUAGUAAUAAAGGGGCAGUUGAUUUUGCAGUC